CAAGAGAGAAAAUGUUUCAAAUUGCGGGCCUCAUUGUCUUCUGUGGGCUACUGGCCCAGACCACGGUGCAGUCGGCCCCGGACGAGAACGUGCCCGUGGAUCUGACUUCGACUCUUUUAGAUCUUCCUGCAAGUUUGAUUAGUGCUCUCAGCGACAACUUGCUCUCUGGGGGUCUGUUGAACAGUCUCCAAACGCUUCCGCUCUUGGACAUCCUGAAGUCUGGAGAGAAUGCUCCCAGUGGCCUGUUGGGGGGCCUGCUUAGGAAAGCGAAUUCAGUGACCUCUCUCUUGAACAAUAUCAUUGAUUUGAAGAUUACUAAUCCCCAGCUGCUGGAACUUGGCCUUGUGCAGAACCCUGAUGACCGUCGUCUCUAUGUCACCGUCCCCCUGAGCCUGGUCAUCAAUGUGAAAACGCCCCCGGUCGGAAGUCUGUUAAAGCUGAAGGUGAAGCUAAACAUCACUGCAGAGGUCAAAGCUGUGGAAGAUGACCACGAGAAUGUCUACCUGGUCCUUGGCGACUGCACUCACUCCCCCGGCAGCCUGAAAAUCUCCCUGCUUGAUGGAUCUGGCUCCCUCCCUGCUCAAAGCCUUCUUGACAGCAUCACCAGGAUCCUGGAUAAAUCCCUUCCUGAGCUGGUGCAGGGCAAAGUCUGCCCUCUGGUCAAUGAGGCUCUCAGCCACUUGGACGUCUCCUUGGUGCAGUCCCUUGUCGAUGAGCUGAUCUCCGGCCAACUUGUCAUCAAGGUCUAAGCCUUCUGGGAAAAGGCCUGGCCUCUGCU
Molecule: messenger RNA, 778 nt
Organism: Camelus dromedarius (Arabian camel)
Lineage: Eukaryota; Metazoa; Chordata; Mammalia; Artiodactyla; Camelidae
Gene: BPIFA1
Product: BPI fold containing family A member 1
Exons: 7
Coding region: 12-749 (245 amino acids)
Biological process (GO): antimicrobial humoral immune response mediated by antimicrobial peptide; immune response in nasopharyngeal-associated lymphoid tissue; negative regulation of single-species biofilm formation in or on host organism
Molecular function (GO): lipid binding
Source: RefSeq, a predicted model, not a curated record